Molecule: messenger RNA, 1403 nt
Organism: Brassica napus (rape)
Lineage: Eukaryota; Viridiplantae; Streptophyta; Magnoliopsida; Brassicales; Brassicaceae
Product: transcription factor TCP20-like
Exons: 1
Coding region: 161-991 (276 amino acids)
Cellular component (GO): nucleus
Molecular function (GO): sequence-specific DNA binding; DNA-binding transcription factor activity
Source: RefSeq, a predicted model, not a curated record
CUCAAUUCUGCAUCGGGAUCUUAUUGGAUUCCUAAAAAACACAAAAUUUCAAUUUAAAAAACACUGCUUUUACAAAAAACCCUUUAAUUGAAAUCCGAGAAAGAGAAUAAAUGUUCGAUUAAUUCUGAAGUCUGGACCCUGAAGUCCCCACACAGCUUCGAUGGAUCCCAAGAACCCAAAUCCACACCAAGUACCAAACUUCUUGAUCCCACCACCACAACCGAGAGAUGCUUCCGAUGACAACAAAGAAGUUAAGGAUUUUCAGAUCGUGGUCGCUUCCGACAAAGAACCGAACAACAACGGUAAGAAGCAGCUUGCCCCCAAGAGAAGCUCAAACAAAGACAGACACACCAAAGUGGAAGGUCGCGGUCGGAGAAUCAGGAUGCCUGCUCUCUGCGCGGCAAGGAUUUUUCAACUGACCAGAGAAUUGGGUCACAAAUCAGACGGUGAAACCAUCCAGUGGCUGCUUCAACAAGCUGAACCGUCGCUUAUCGCAGCCACCGGUUCAGGAACUGUACCGGCCUCUGCUUUAGCCUCAGCUGCUUCUGCUGUAGUCUCUAACCAAGGUGGGUCUCUCACUGCUGGUUUGAUGAUCAGUCAUCAUGACUUAGACUGUGGAGGUGGUAGACCAAGUUGGGUAGAAGGAGGAGGAGAAGCUUCUCGGUUAUGGCCAAAUGGAGCUGGUGGGGUAAUGAGUGAAGGAGCUGGUUACAGAAUUGGGUUUCCCGGGUUUGAUUUUCCUGGUGGAGCUAUGAGUUUUGCUUCCAUUUUUGGUGCUGGUGGUGGUGGUAAUGGUAAUCAUAUGCUUGGACUUGAGUUAGGGUUGUCUCAGGAAGGGAAUGUUGGGGUCUUGAAUCAACAGAUUUAUCAACAGAUGGCUCAAGCUCAGGCUCAGGGUAGGGUUCUUCACCAUACUCUUCAUCAUAAUCCAGGACAUGAAGAUCAUCAGCAAGAGAGCUGUGGGAGAGAUGAAUCUCAAGGCUCAUUUUGAAUAUUGGUUUUUGUCUUGUGGAUUUGAAAAGGUUAUGGCCUUUUGUUUUGUUAUAGUAUUGUUGUAAUUUGUACUAGUAGCAUGGAGAAGGAAAGAAAGGUUUAGUGCUGAGUGAGAGUGAAUAUAUAUAUGCUUAUUGAAACCUCUGAGCUGAUUUCAAUUUGAUACUUUCAGAGGAUGAUGAUGAUGACACAGCCAGAGAUAGUCUGUUUCUUUUUUGAAGCCUUGGAGUUUAAAUUUGAUAGAGAGAAGAAUGUUUUUUACGUAUGAUGUGUGUUGUAUCUUUUUUCGAAUAUCAAGAAAUCGAGUUUUUGAUCCUAGGUACAAUGGUAAUGUAUGCUCUACUUCCAUCACAUUUGUAUAAUGGAGAUAACAGUUAAUUACAAUGGUAAUGUAUACUUUCUUUUUCACA